ACUUCCGUUCGAGAUGAAGGUAUGCGACGAUGAGUAGUCGAAGGACCCAUGUGUAACUAUGCAGAUGCCAACUUGAAAGUACACGUAUGGACUGUUACGUUUAAUUCUUUUGCUGAUUAUUUUGGGGUAUUACAUCAUUCACAGAUGAAACAGACGGAGAUGUCGUGUUUUGGUAGUGAUCCUAACUUCUGCCCAGAAUGUGGGAACAUUCUUCCUCUCCCAGGAAUACAGGGCACAGUGCGCUGCCCCCGCUGCUCCUUCUGCUUCCCUGCAACAGGGUUCUCAGGCCGGGAUAUCCAGUCUACAUUCAGCUUCAAUCCUGUGGAGCAGUUAUCACUGGCACUAGAGGAUGAGGACCCUGAAGUGAUGGGACCUGUGAUUGACAGACGCUGCUCACGUUGCAAUAAAGAGGGAAUGGUUUACCACACCAGGCAGAUGAGAUCUGCAGAUGAAGGACAGACUGUCUUCUUCACCUGUACACACUGCAGGUACCAAGAGAAGGAAGACUCCUGAGAAGAAAUCUACCACACUUCCUCCAUCUUUUUCAGUGCAUCUGAUCUCAUGUCUGUCACUGUUGGUUAGAGAUGGUUGAAUGAAUUUUAAUAUAAGUUUGAAGUUUAAGGUUUAAUACAGUUACUGAGCCCUUUGUGUCUCAUCUAUCUAAUGAAGUUCUUCACUUAAGAGCACCUCAAUGACUAUUCCUGAAUUAUUGGCAGUCACAAUUUGUGAAUAAAGUUUGACAAAAUAAUCUCAA
Molecule: messenger RNA, 754 nt
Organism: Scatophagus argus
Lineage: Eukaryota; Metazoa; Chordata; Actinopteri; Scatophagidae
Gene: polr1h
Product: RNA polymerase I subunit H
Exons: 5
Coding region: 49-513 (154 amino acids)
Biological process (GO): DNA-templated transcription; termination of RNA polymerase I transcription
Cellular component (GO): RNA polymerase I complex
Molecular function (GO): DNA-directed RNA polymerase activity; zinc ion binding; nucleic acid binding
Source: RefSeq, a predicted model, not a curated record